Molecule: messenger RNA, 1512 nt
Organism: Aspergillus calidoustus
Lineage: Eukaryota; Fungi; Ascomycota; Eurotiomycetes; Eurotiales; Aspergillaceae
Source: the annotation of a GenBank genome assembly
CUGUGAGGCGCAACACAAUCUCUUGCUCUUGUCCAAACGUGAGCCUCUUUCUCAAGUCAUCAUUCUUCCUUCGACUCGCCCAUUACUGCUUCAGUCGAUUGAGUGACACCACUUUCGUCCGUUGAACUGCCAGAACACCAUGGCCGCCGACCAUGUUCUUGAUCCCCGCGGCGAGGUCAUACUAGUCGUGCGCAAUCCGAAUGCGCCGCUUGCGCAGCCGAUAAAUGAAGAGCCUGUCUCCGCCAAACCUCCAGUGACCGCCGCCAAAAGGACCGAAUCAUCUGCUGAGCGCCCCACGAAACGAGCCAAAAUAUCCAGCGAAACCUCGGAUGCAUCAACCCACUCAAAGCCAGACGAUCGAAACCCGAAGGAGAUUCGAAUUCAAGUCUCUGCGAAGCACUUAUCAGUCGGAUCACCAGUCUUUGACAGAAUGCUUUACGAUGGGUGGAAGGAAGGAAAAGAGUUCAAGGAUAAGGGCUCCAUCGAACUGGAAGUUGACAACUGCGAUAUCGAGGCCUUGCUUGUCGUGCUCUACAUCCUCCACUCACGCCUCCAUCAGGUUCCUCACAAAUUGAAUGUCGAGCAGCUGGCUAAGAUAGCCGUGGUCGCAGAUUAUUAUGAUUGCCAGAGCCUUAUGUUCUUUAGCCCAAUAUGGUUGGGCGGCCUAAAAGGUGAGCAGGUACCAGCUGCGUUCUCAAGGGACCUAGUCGUUUGGAUCUGGGUAUCAUUCUAUUUUCGCUGGGGAGAUACGUUUGAGAACGCAACUCGUAAAUGCAUUGAAUGCUGCCCCGGCCCUAUCUCCUCAUUUGGACUCCCAAUUCCAAAAAGCAUAAUUGAUGCAAUGAAUAAAAAUAGAUGCAUGGCUGUGGGCGAAGUCAUAAGCAUGAUCUGCGAGGCCCGCCGUUGCCUUCUCGAAGAAUUUCCAAGUCCCAUUUUGUCUACCUGCUACCCCCUGGUACUGGGGAUGCUGAUGCAUUAUAUGCAGAAGCAUGCAUUGCCUCUGACACAGCCAGGUUUGCCAUAUAACGGAAUCACAUGCAAGGAGAUUGAGAAGGUGUAUCACGGGUGGCAACAACAUCUAUCGGACAUGCGCAAAAGUGGUCGUCAAGAGCAUUGGUGUGAAAAAUGCACCAAUGUGGCUUACUUUGUACUCGACGACUUUCUUGAACCGAUCGAUGGUCUAAUGCUGUUCCACUAUACAACUACCUCUGCGCAACCUCUCGACUAGGAUGGACUCGAUGGGGAGCGAUUGUUGGAAUUUGAAGGGACCGAAACAGAUAUGGCAAGCUGCUCCCUAGAAUAUAUCUGAUUCUUUUCAUGAGCCUUUACAAGGAAUGUUGCCAUCCCCCUACAUGUACAUAGGGCUUGGUGGUUUGAAGAGACAAGGUGCUCAUGCUUUCAUAUUGCCUCUUUCUUAAUUGUAACCGCUCGUUAAUCGCAACAUAGGCGCGCCAUUCUCUGCGUUAAUGAUAAGUUUACGAUCCAAUUUCCAAAGAAUCGCCACACCCAGAG